UCGUCGGCGUGUGCAAACGUGCUCGCAGUUCGCAAGGCGUGUGUGUGUUUAAACGAAUUUCAAAACGUUUCGAGAGCCAAAAACUUCUUGACGUAUUUUCUAAUAACUAACGCAAACGAGCAACCAAACGGUUAAUUGCUUGGCAGGCAAAUUUUAAUUUUUGAGUAACGCUAGAUAAAUAUAAAUGUGAGAACUUUAAACAGUUGCUAAAUAUAUUUAGCAAAAAAAGUUAUUAAAUAAUUCGUGCGUGCAGUUUGAUUUAUUGUGAUUAUGUCAUGUGAAUUUUGUGCAGAAAUCCUAAAAAAGCAAAACACAAUCUAAAUUUGAAUGUGCUACGUGCGUGUUUAUUUUAGUUUAAACAAAGCACAGCCGCAACAACAACAACAAUACUAGACACGCGCAUUUUUUGCACACUUUUUUGUUGCGACGUCAGCGGCCGCGAAGCAACCCCAACAACAACAACAAAAACAAGCAGCGACUCGCUGAGUGUGCGUGACCGUGCGUGUGUGUGUGUGUGUGAUUGCGUCUGUGUGUUUUGGCCUCAACCGGCAAGUGCAAAAAAAAGUUUUGUAAGUGUCGUAUCUCUCUCUCUUUGUCAAGCUCGCGCGUGCUCUCUCUCUCAGGCAUUAUUGCUCUCGUCGUGUUUGUGUGUGUGUGUGUGUUUGUGACGAACAGCUGUUUGUUACAAAAUGCAAUAGUGUAAGCUGCCAAAAUAAAAAAAAAUAUUCUAAAGGCCUGAGCACUGCACCACCCCCGAGCCAACAGACGUCGCUGUCACAGUCUCUCUCUCUCUUGCAUUACUCAGAGUCUUGCACACACGUCAUCAUCAUGGCCAGCUUUGACUUGAAGCUGCUCUGCCUGUGUCUGGUGCUGGGUCUAGCCACGGCCAAGCAUUUGGGUCCAGCCGAAGAUGGCAACGACUUGUCUGCCCAUGCCAAAGCAGCUCAUCACCAGCAUCAGCAUCAGCAUCUGCAUCAGCCGCACCAGCAUCAGCAUAGCGCCAGCACUCAUCAUCGUCGGCGCCUGCAGCGAGAUUCACGCGCCAAGGAUACAACGCAGCAGUGCGAGGGUGUUAAGAACUUUUUCGAAUCGAUCGACAUUAAAACGCAUGCAGGCUCCAAUGAGAAAGGUGCGAUUUGCGGUGGCAACUGCUGCAACAACGCCACCGAGUUGGAGUUACGCCAGAAGGCAUCCGGCAAGUUUGAGCAGCUGCUGCAUCAUCACACGAGCAGCCUACGUGGCAUCCUAGAAUCCACCGCCAGUCAAUUUCAGGGUCACGUGCUGGAGCUGGCAGAGCAAUCGGAGAACAAAACGCUGAACGUAUUUAUCAAGGUAUAUAGUCGAAUGGUCCCAUUGUCCCGCAAGCUGAUACAUCAGCUCUACACAGAAAUUAUUAGUCAUUUGAAGUACACAUCGAACUACAGCAACAAUAAGGGUCAAGGUAUUCUCAGCAGCCAAAGCAGCCUGGAGGAGGCUUUGCAUAGGUUCUUUGAGCAACUUUUCCCAGUUGCCUACCAUCAGGCUGUGCAUCCCAGCAAGGAGAGCUAUGGCGAGCUGCAUGAGGACUAUAUCAAUUGCCUGAAGCACAACUAUGAUGAGCUGCAGCCUUUUGGCCAGACACCCAAGGAAAUUCAGGCCAAUUUGCUGCACAGUGUGCACAUGUCAAAAAUAUUUAUGAAUGCGCUGCUCCAAACCGCUGAGGUCCUAAGCGAGGUGGAUGCGCUCUAUGGCCAGCAGCUGACGGACUCCUGCAAGCUGCAUUUGCUCAAAAUGCAUUACUGUCCCGACUGCAAUGGCCAUCAGCAGCGUGGCCGGCCCAAGGUUUGCUACAGCUACUGCAUGAAUGUAAUGCGCGGCUGCUCAGCGCAAUAUGCUGGCAUGGAUAGCCAUUGGAGCAAUGUGGUUGAGGGCUUGGACAGUCUGGUGUCCACGCAUAUUCGCUCGGAUAGCGGUAUUAUGAAUACCAUAAAGCAGCUGGACGCCAAACUCUCAGAGGCCAUAAUGCGGGCUAUGGAGAAUGGUCCGGAGCUAGAGAAAAAGGUGAAGAAGACUUGUGGCACACCCAAUCUGUUGCCAUCCACAAGCAGCGAGGAGGCGCAUCCGUUGCAGCAGCACAACAGCGUUAAAUGGAGCACGCCCCUGGAUCCAGGCAGUGUACAAUUUCUGUCAACGAUUGAAAAGUCCAAGGAUUUCUAUUCGAACAUUGUGCUGAACUUCUGCGAUGAGGACUACACGCAGCGCGAUGAUCACCUCUGCUGGACAGGCGAUCGCAUCGGCGACUACACACAACUGCUAAUGACACCAAAGACGGACACACAGCGCUAUAAUCCCGAGGUGCCAUGGGAGAACAAGCUGCAGUCGAGCAAGAUUAGUGAGCUUAUUGACAAGCUCAACAAAAUACGCAAGAGCAUUGCAGUGGCGGCACCCGCUGCCAGUACACAGCUCCAUGAUAUACAGAGUGAUAUGGGCCAUGAGGGCUCUGCUGCUGGCGCUAGCGAUCACAACAUAGGCGACGAUGAUGAGGAAUAUGGCGGCAUGCAUGGCUCUGGCGAUGGUUCCGGAGAUGGUGCUACGCCCGACUUUGAUCCAGCGGGAACAACGCCUAGUCUGGGCAACGAGAUUGAACCACGUGAUAACCCUAAGGGCGCUGCCUGCUCGCUUAGCUAUACGGUAGCCUCACUGCUGCUCUCACUAGUCACACUUUAUAGUUGUAGUAGUUAAAGCACCCAAAACCAGAGAAAGCUGCAAAGGUUAAGGGGAACUUCCGAGAAACUGGAAAUCAGUGCAUAAAGGGCGCGCGCACAAAGUAAAUUUUAAUGACUUAUGAUUUGUAUAUUAAAUUGAGUUGUUACCAUUAAUUUUGUUAGAUAUUAGGUCGCAUAUACAGUUGCAAGUAACUAAUUAACUAAACAAGCGCGUUUAACAACAACAAUUCAAGCCACGCCACAACACUCUCUGUCUCAGCCACCAAAAGUUGGGCUGCUCAAUUUUAUUGACGACAGCCAGAACCAACACACAAACAGCUAACUAGACUUUUGUGCCAUAUGUGUUGGUAAAAAAAAAUAUAUUAAAAAAUAUUUAAAAAUAUACUAGGGCUCUACAAUUGUUCGCCUUAACGCUUGCAAUUUUUCCAACGAAAAGUUUAAGCAAAAUAUAUUAAUAGUCUAAAGCUCAAUGUUACAGUAAAAACACUUGUUCCUUUUUGGUGUAAAAAAUUACAAAUUACAUAUAUAGAGUUGCGUAGUAAAAGCAAUCGGAACAUACACAAACAUACGUACAUACAAAAGCAGAAUUUAAAUGUUUAAACUAAAACUAAAACUACAAAUAAUUGUUGUCAGCGCGAAUUUAGUUGAGUAAAACGCACUUUUUUGGGCAUUAUAUAUGAAUGAAAAACUAGAAGACUUACAGCUUUAUAUACACACACACAACAUGAAAUCUAUAUAUAAUAUAUAUGUAUAGCAUUAACAAUUAAUGCAAGUAAUGGCAUUAAAUGCAUUCGAGAGCAAUUUGUUAACUUAAGUUUGAACUAUAAACUAAAAAAAAAAAUUAAGAAACUGUUUCUUGAAUAUACAGACACACAUACAUGCUCCAAAAACAAAGCAAAACUUUAAAGGAAUGCGUAAAAAUUCUAUUAGUUAACUAAGCAACUAAAAUACUUAUGUAUUAGCGCAGUUAAGUGUAAUAAUUUAGCGUGUAAUUUGUAAAAAGAGCAGGUUUAUUGAGAACAACAAGAAAAAGCAAAUUAAAAAUUUAGUUAGUAGACAAAUUAAAACACACAACAAUCUGAUAUACAUAUAUACAUUUGGGUGAGUAGACUUGAUAGUUGACGAAAUCGCAUAGCAAACAGGUAAUCUACGAAAAAUUCUUCCAAUAUUUAACCAUGGCUUUAAAAGUAGCCUUGGACCCGCGCAGUUCACAAUUUGUUAGUGGUGUCUUUGGGUUUUAUUACCAUAUUUUUGUUGUAGUUAAUACGAUUCUGAUACUCGGUAUAGAGUUGCAGCAAUACAUUUUAUAAUUUAAAAUUGUUAUUUAAGAAAAAAAAAA
Molecule: messenger RNA, 4044 nt
Organism: Drosophila busckii
Lineage: Eukaryota; Metazoa; Arthropoda; Insecta; Diptera; Drosophilidae
Gene: dally
Product: division abnormally delayed protein
Exons: 9
Coding region: 829-2721 (630 amino acids)
Biological process (GO): positive regulation of canonical Wnt signaling pathway; cell migration; regulation of protein localization to membrane
Cellular component (GO): extracellular region; cell surface; plasma membrane
Source: RefSeq, a predicted model, not a curated record